CUCAGCCUGCGUGACGUAGGGAGAGGAGGCAGUCGCUGCUGCUACUGCUGCUGCCGCUGUUGCUGUUGUGGGCCCCGCGGGACAGGGGAGGGCGUGAAUGACAAAAAAAGUUCUGCGGAGCGUGUGACCCGGGAGCGUGGGCGCCUCGCCGCCGGCAGCUUCCCUUUACUGUACUUGGAAUGUUCCUUAUGCUGAUAUGAUAACUUCAGAGUGGCAGUCAUCACAGGUGAACAAAGCCUUUCUUUCAGACUCAACAUCACUGAAAAACUGAAGAGAGAGAGAGGCAAAGGGGCGUGCCUAAGAAUUUUACGACUCAGUCUCUGGGCAGAUCCAACUGUAGCAGUACCCAUUCCUGGCCUAUUCCUCAGCCACUGAGAAGUGCCGUUCAGGGCUGUUGUGUGCUCAGGAGGAGUUACAAGGAUCUGCAAAGAAUUUACAAAAAACGAAUCAAUCCUGGGUGCAUUUUCUUAUUCCUGCCAUUGCAGUGACCCUAUUGGAGCUGCUGCAAAAUAGUUGAUAUCUGCAUUUUUGUUUCCCACUUCAUAGUAACAUUUUCACAGAAAUAGAAGGAUGAAUACUUUUGCAGCUGGGAACAAAUCCCUCUGCCAUCUUGGGAAAUGAGAAGUGUUACCCCCAUUCAUGACUAUGGAAUUCUGUGUUCCUUUGUGACAAUAGCUAUAUGGGUAUAUAGCUAUAUCCUGUUCCAAAACAUCCUGAUUAGAGGUUAGCGGGAACAGCCUGAUAGGGGCCCAUUUCCAGAGAGACGUGGAUGAUGCCAGAACUAUGACAGGGGCUGCAGUCUUGGCAUUGAAGGGAGGUGAUCAGUUAUGGAACAGUCAAAGGAGGAAGUACCUGAAGUCAGGGAAGAAGAGGAGGAAAAGGAAGAGACAGUGAUGGCAGUAAGUGGAACCUCAGAACCAAAUGAAGGUCUAGGUAAUUCGACACCAUCUGCCAGGUAUACAGAUCUUUCCCAGAGUUCUUCUCCUUCUCUGUUGGACCAACUCCAGAUGGGCUGUGAUGAGGCAAAUUCAGGAAGCCUAAACGUGGAAUGCAGAGUCUGUGGUGACAAGGCAUCAGGGUUUCAUUAUGGGGUACAUGCAUGUGAAGGUUGUAAGGGAUUCUUUCGUCGCACGAUCCGCAUGAAGCUAGAGUAUGAGAAAUGUGAGCGGAAUUGUAAAAUUCAGAAAAAGAACCGAAACAAGUGUCAGUACUGCCGCUUUCAGAAAUGCCUUUCACUAGGCAUGUCACACAAUGCCAUUCGUUUUGGCCGCAUGCCAGAAGCUGAAAAAAGGAAGUUAGUGGCAGGACUGACAGCUACUGAAAUCAGCUGCCAGAAUCAGCAGGUGGCUGAUCUGAAAGUCUUUUCCAAGCACAUCUACAAUGCCUACCUGAAAAAUUUCAACAUGACCAAAAAGAAAGCACGAGGCAUCUUAACUGGAAAAGCCAGUAGCACCCCUCCUUUUGUGAUUCAUGACAUGGAUACCCUGUGGCAAGCCGAAAAGGGUCUGGUGUGGAAACAACUGAUAAAUGGGAUGCCACCAUACAAGGAGAUUGGUGUUCAUGUUUUUUACCGCUGCCAGUGUACAUCAGUCGAGACCGUGCGGGAGCUCACUGAAUUUGCCAAGAGCAUUCCUAGCUUCAUCAGCCUUUACCUUAACGAUCAAGUAACUCUCUUGAAAUAUGGGGUACAUGAGGCUAUCUUUGCUAUGCUUGCCUCUAUCAUGAACAAGGAUGGACUUCUGGUGGCCAAUGGCAAUGCUUUUGUGACACGUGAAUUCUUGCGCAGCUUGCGUAAGCCCUUCAGCGAAAUCAUGGAGCCCAAAUUUGAAUUUGCUGUGAAGUUCAAUGCGCUGGAGCUAGAUGACAGUGACUUGUCUCUAUUUGUAGCUGCCAUCAUCUUAUGUGGAGACCGCCCUGGCCUAAUGAAUGUUAAACAAGUGGAGGCAAUACAGGACAAUAUUCUCCAAGCUCUUGAGUUCCAUCUACAAGCUAAUCACCCAGACAUUCAAUACCUCUUUCCUAAGUUGCUGCAAAAAAUGGCUGACUUGAGACAGUUAGUGACUGAGCAUGCACAGUUGGUGCAGAAGAUCAAAAAGACAGAGACAGAGACUUCUCUGCACCCUCUCUUACAGGAAAUCUACAAGGACAUGUACUGAGCAGCUUAUAUUUAUCAGAUAGGUGAAAGCCAUGGAAUCCAGCAAAUGCUUGUAUAUUAGCAAAGAAAUCCCUGCGUCUUCCAUUUCUUCACUAGAACUACUUUUACUAGAUGAUUGGUCUAUGCUGUAUAUGGUGACUUACAGUGGAAAAUUGGAAAUUUACCAUUGGGUAUAGACCAGAGAGCUUCCGUUAACAUACACUAAAUGAAACUUAAUUUGUUGCUACAGUUCAGCUCUUAGCACAAUUCCAGAACUGCUGAGGCAAUUUACACACACCCUGUAAAUUGUACUUGAAUUGUUAUAUUAGAUAAAUAUGAAUUGUGCCCAAAUUAAUAUAGCAAGCAGUACCUUGAAUUGGCAGGUACAGAAAUAGCACUUCAUUGUAAUUGUGUUACAUAUUAUUUUUAUAUUUCAAAAAUUUUGGCUGGCCCUAAGUGUAAAUUAUAGGAUACUACAAGGAAAUAUGCGAAUAUAUAAAUUUUCCAGAGAAAUAUCCAAGUGUUGCAUGAAGAGUAUGAACACUCCUUGCAGAAAUUCUUUUACUGGAAAGGCCUUUAGUUUUUAACCUCAGUGCACAAAAAUAGAUUAUGUGUUCUGGCUGAAAGGCUUGUCUUCUACAUGAGUUUUUACAUGCCUCUGCUCAUUCUAUACUGCAGAUCGUUGAAGCUCUUCAUGAAUUAGUACAAUGCUUGCUUAUUUACAUAGAAAAAUGGGUUUUCCUCUCCCUCGCUGUUCAGGUACUUGCCCGGUAAAGAGCUGGGUCUGAAAAAGCGUGGGAACGGUGUUUUCUCUUGGAUGAUAGCUGCCAAAACACAUUUGCAUCCUUCAUUUCAGCUAAAGUAGCUUUGAUGUUGUCUAAACUUUGAGAAAAAAAGAUUCAUCCUGAUCACCUGAGUGAUCAGGUUCACUUUCGGGGAGGGGAGAAUACAGUGUAAGAAAGAUUUUAAAAGGCAGCAGUCAGAUUCCUGUGAAAUCGGGAUGAUUUAUGGAUGGUAAAUAGAGUCAAUAGUAUUUUAUUUUGUGAUCUGUGGUGCAACUUCUUAUCAUGUCCUUUUCAAGAGGAGGAUUCCUAAUAAUUGCACUUGUGUCUUUCCCACAAGCACAAACACAUUAUACACCCUUUCAUAAUCAGUAAUUAGGAAUACAGGUAGUCCUUGACUUACAACCAUAAUUGGGAUCAGAAUUUCUAUUGCUAAGCAAGGCAGUUGUUCAGUGAGUCAUGCCUGAUUUUAUGACUUUUUUGCCACAGUUAAGUGAAUCAUUGCAAUCAGUAAGUGACUCUGGCUUCCCUCGUUGAGUUUGCUUGUUGAAAGCUGGCUGGGAAAGUUGUAAAUGGCUGUCACAUGACCCUGAAACAAUGCCACUAUUAUAAAUGCAUGCCGGUUGCCAAGUGCCCAAAUUUUGAUCAUAUGAAUGAUGUAACUGUCGUAACUGCAAGGCCUGGUCAUAAGUAAUUUCUUCAGUGCCAUUGUAACUUCAAAUGGUCACUAAAGAAAUGGUUGUAAGUCAAGGACAACUUGAUUGUUUUAUGGUAAGUUUUCUAUGUUCGGGCUGCAUUUAACAAUUCUUUCUCAAUGGAUCUUGUCAAAAAUGCAUGACAAUUUACUGUACUUUUCAGAGUAUAAGAUGCACCCCUCUCCAUAAAACAGGGUGGAAAUGUUGGUGCAUCUUAUACACCUAGUACAGCCAUUUUUGGCCUCCCGAAGCCCCGCCCCAUGCGUCCCAUUUUUGCGAAAAAUAGGCCCAUUUUUUGCAAAAACGGUGCACAGAAGCUUUGGGAGGCAUGCAGAGUGCUCCUGUGGGCUGGAGAAGGCAAAAACUUUUUUUCCCUUGCUUAUCUCUUCAAAAUUUUGGUGCGUCUUAUACACCGGUGUCUUAUAGUCCAAAAAAUAUGGUAAUAUUUCCCAAGCAUUUGAAUUAGGUUACAAUACAAUUUUGGUUCCUUUUCCUUUCAUGAUUGUUCCUGCUUUAUUCCACAGGUGUGCCAGAUAACUUUUGUUAAUAUAAUUUAUCAGCAUAGAUCUUCUUUACUAUAGAAGAUUCUUGGGUGUGAGGACUUUGUCACGUUGAUAUGCCAGUAAUAAUGGAGUUAUUAUGUCUACACCAUGUCGAUGUAAUGUGGAGUUUGUUGGACUUCUUUCUUUUGUCACUUCCAAUGUGUCUUGAGUGCAGAAUAGAUCAACAUGGUGCUUACAUGUGGUAUUAAGAACAUUGUCAUGUAAUUGUGGUGAUGUUUUUCUUGCUACAUUGUUAAGUGGAUUCUUAACUUUCAGAGAAGAAAAAUUAUUAUAAAAAGAACCAUUAAUACCAAAAAUAGUACAUCUACAAAUGUAUACAGCAACAGAAGUUUAAAUGAUGCAAAAAUUACUUAAAUUGGCUGGUGGUCCUGACAUGUAGAUUUUCUGCUUGUUCUACAUAAUACUUUAGUUUUUCAUUUCUGGAUUUGGAUAUAGAAAUUGACAAAGAAUUUUCAGUCUUAAUUCAUGACACUAAUAAGUAACAAUAUUUUCAAACUAACUUUUUUUUAAAAAGUACUAUCAUUCUUUGGGGGAAAGGGACUUAUGAAGCAGUGUUUAGCAAGAACUUUACAUGGAGGAAGCCUCCAAUUCACAAUAUCAGUUAAAACAGAAGUGUCGCUAAACCAGAGGUGGGCGUAGUUAGUGCAAGAUGCAUCCGGCCCAUGGGCCGCAAGUUUGACACCCCUGAGUUAAAAGAACCAUGAGGCAAGUGAUCUUCAAAGAGAAAUAAUUAAAUGGAAAUUUGACCUGGGCACCCAUGUUGCUUAGAUUUUAUUAUAAUCUAGGUAAUUUACUAUCAACUUUUUAACAAAAACCAGAAUCAAUUUUGCAAACUGUAAAUACUCUUGCAACCAAAGCACAUAUUUUUGGUAAUAGACUUACGUUAACAACUUGCCUAAUAGGUGCAUUUAACUAGGAUUUCUGAUUAGAUUGAUGAAGCUAGUGAAAAAUGGAUUUAUAAUUUUCUCCAGUUUUUUAUGUUUGUGGUUGCAGAAAGUAUCUUUUUAGAAAUAUAUUUUUAUAAAUAUUGAUCCUUUCUUUGCAAGCCAACCUAAAAAUCCAGAAAACUAGACCUGUAGGAGACAGGUAAAAUAUGUUUGGCUGGUGGUAAUGCUUUAACAUUUUUAAGGGACCGUGUACUCAUCUAUGCAGAAAUAAAUUAUUUGGAUAUUGUUUUGCAGCCAUAAUAUCCCUCAGUUAAUUUUUCUGCUUCAAAUGUUUUUCCAUGUGCUCCAAUUUCAGACUGCCAAUACGAUAGUGCUAUGUUUUUCUAUAGUUGAACCCAUAAUAGUUAUCCAUAAUAGAUCUCCGUGUAUAGGAUAGUUUCAUUAAUCAAUCUGACAUGAUAGCUACCAUGUAUAACUAGCCAGAAUGUUGUUUUCCUUGUUAACUUAAGGGGAAGCAAAGUCUCUUCUUCCAACUCAGCACAGAUGUACAGCAUUUGCUUUUGUUGUAUCUCUAUUUCCAGAAUGAAAUAAGUGGGAAGUUCUACCUCUACCUUGCAGGAGUGAUGUGAAAUGUGUUUUAUUAUGAGAAUUCAUGCUUUUGGAGCCACAGGUGGGCAAAUCACUAAAAAAAAAAAUGGCUUGUGAUUUUUAUAUUUCAGCAUCUGCCUUAGACCUUCAUUUUAGCCAUUCCUACUGAAGGCCUCUUUUCCCUGCAUCUUGCUGUUCCUCAGGAGAUGCAGGACAAAUAUUUGCAGCACUAGAAGAGUCUGCACCUUUUUUUUUUUUUUUUGCUGAGAGUGUGAUGGCAGAACAAUGUAGCAAUCCUCAAACUGAAAUGUAUAUUUUUGCUAGAAGUUCAAAUUUCAGAUGUUUUAAAACAAAUAGGGACUGACAAUAUAAAAAAUAGAAAUAAAUAUUUAAGAAACAAUUACAGUGUAGCUUUUCUUUUACUUACUUCUAACCUUAGCUUCCCUGAGGACAUAUUAAUUUUUCUGUUACAAAUUUUACAGAAAUGCUUAACAGUAUCUCUCAGUCACAAUGUAUUAUGCAAUUUUGAGUAAUGGUAAUUUUUAAACUUAAAAUCUUUUUAGGGCAAAAUACAUUUCUGGUCCUUGGGGGUUUUCAUUUGUUUUACUCUGAAUGUGAAUCUUUUUUUAAAAAACAACAACAACUGUAUUUAAACUGAAAUAGAAGCAUCCUGAAACACAAAAGCAAAUUUAAGAUAUACUUUUGGAAGUACAAAUAUAAAAAUGAUUAUUUUUGUCUCUAGCGUUAAUUUAGACUUUCAGGUAUAAAAUAGAUCACAUACUGUACCUUAAUGUUUUCCUAUAUGCAAAUACCAUGAAAUGCCAUUAGUUUCAGAAUCUUGUGUUUAUACACAUAGAUCAAUCUGCAUGUAUAAAGCAGCCUUCAGUAACCCUCAGGAGGCUGUCAGUGUGACGUGCUGUUAAUCCAAACCAUAACAUUUUGUUUGUGUAGACUUUGUUCAGUUCAAUACACAUAGUUUUAGGCCAAACUAACUACAAUUUCAGCUCAGACAUAAGAGCUGAUAAAUAUGAUGCUGACAGAAAAUUCCAAAAUUUGUACAAAUGAUAUUUCAUUGAGCAAACUAGGUUAUACUUCUGAGAACAGAUAUAUGUGAUUUCAGUGCAUGAUUCUACAUAGUUGUGCAGGUUAUUUCAUUGAAAACUUUGAAAAUAUUGCUUCAUAAGUGUAAAAUACUUCAGUUUUCAUUUUAAUAAGACUAGUUUGGCAGCAGAUCCUUAUCUAAUUGGAUAAAUGGGACCUUAUGGUAACUGUUUAAUCCCCUUCUAGCUUAAGCAGUUGUUAACAAUUGCUUUAUGAAAUCCAUUGUUUCCAAUGCAUGAAAAUGUUUGGUACAUAAGUUAAAUUAACUUCUAAGAAUGCGCAGGACUCCUGGAGGAAUUCAAGCUUACAGUGCUUGUAGCUGUUUCACAUAAUAUCAAAAAGACAUACAUAAUAUAGCUACUGCAUCUGAUAUUAUCUGAUAUUGAAAUAUACAGUGAUCUAUUUGUACGUACUAUAUGCAUUGGAAAUAUGCAUUGGCUCUAUGGGAGCGGUCUGCAGGUUCUGAAAGAAAUAUGAGGAAAAUAUUUAAGGAAGCAUGAGGAGAAAAAAAAAACAAAAGGAGAAAAGUAAUAUUUUAACUUAUUGGUGAGUAAGGAAAGGAAAGGUGUCCCUGCAGAUUUUACUCCGCUAGUCAUUGCCAACUAUAGGGGGUGGUGUUCAUCUCCAUUUCGAGGCCAUGCUGUCCAAAUACAUUUCUACCGUCAUGGCCAGCAUGAUGUCAUGGAACACUGUUUCCUCCCCACCAAAGCAGUACUUAUUUACCUAGUUGCAUUCGCAUGCUUUCAAACUGGGCAGGAGCUAGGCGAAAAUGGGCACUCACACCUGUCACAUGAUGCUGUCAGGUCUUCAACCCAGGCUGUUGGCUUCCCAACCAAAAAGUCUAGCAUCUUAACCGCCGAGCCAUUGCGCUGCCUUUUUGGUGAGUAGAGUAACCAUAUCCAGUUAAAGACUUUUAUGCAUAGAACCUAAGGACAUGCUGAUUUAAUAGGGGACAUAACUAAUAUAUUAAGAAAUAUAUUAAUAAGAAACUGCGUUGUUCCUUUCCCACAUUCCCACUCUCAUCUCAUAAUGAAUUAUUCAAAAUAGUGCCUAUAAGUAAUGGUAGUAAGAGAAAGAAAUGAUAUGACCAGAGAUUUCCAUUAAGUCCACAUGUAUCAACCUAUUGGUAUGAAUACAUUUUAUUAUUUUUCAAUAGACUGAGAAAGAAUGAAUAGUAUGUGUAGCCUACUUCUUUUUUGCGCAGGCUAAGGAAUAAGCUGACUGAUUCUCAGUGGGAUAGCUCAGUGUGAUGAACAACUUUUGCACUCUUCUGUUAGCUGGCAAGAGAAGGAACUGACUGGUUGAUGCCGUUUCUUGUUCUCAUCAGAGUUGUCAAAGGUGAAGGGCAUCUGUAUGACUAGUUUGCAAAUACUUUGAAGUAAUAAGGAAUGGAAACAGUACCGUGUAGAAGUGUCCUAAUUAUCCAGGAUGUGUUCUCUUAAAGAUUAUUCUUUUAAUUAUGAAACAUUGAAGAUAUAAAUAGUAAUUACAGAAAUGAAUAAACACUACUGACUAGUUCCUAAAACUGGCAUUUCUAUAAGUUCUUAUCUAGACAAUGUCUUUGUAUUUUUAAAGAUCCUGAUAUUGGAAGCAUCUCAUAGAUUUGCUUCAGUGACUUUAACAACAGCUGCAUAAGAUCAGCAUUAUUCCGUAGCAGAUAUAAAUUGGAAGGAUGCAGUUAGUGACUAGAUUUGAAUCUGACAAAAAUGCUAUGAACUAAGUCACAUUCUCCCAGUUAUGCAUGUAUGCUUCUAUACCCCAAAAUUAACAUGCUUACCUUCCAGACAUGUUUGUAGCAAGAGAAUGUAUGAAGCAUUUUGAGUACAAAAGAGUGCCUUAAGAAUCCUAAAUGUUAUGAUAUGCAAGUUUUGAACUGGAGGUUUCUAAUUCAUGUUCUUGGCUUUACAUGUGUGCCAAUAAAUUUACAUCACAAAGAUAACUAUAGCUGAGGUCUCAUAUAUUUUGAAUCCUAGCACUGUGAUGGUGAACCUAUGGCACUGUGGCACAUGGAACCCUAUUGGUGGGCACGCAAUCUCAGCUCCAGCGCGCAUGCGUGUGCUGGCCAGCUGAUUUUCAGGCCUUCUGGGCCCACCAGAAGUCAGGAAACAUGUUGUUUCCAGCCUCCGAGGUGUGUGUGGGGGGAAGGCUGUUUUCUCCCUCCCCAGGCUCCUAGAAAGGCUCGGGAGCCUGGGGAGAGCAAAAAAUGGGCCUUCUGGUCCCACCGGCAGUCGGCAAACAGACAGUUUCCGGCCUCCGGAGGGCUUCCGGGGAAGUGGGGAAGACCAUUUUAAUAAUAAUAAUAAUAAUAAUAAUAAUAAUAAUAAUAAUAAUAAUAAUAAUAAUAAUAAUAAUAAUAAUAAUAAUAAUAAUAAUAAUAAUAUUUUAAUUUAUAGACCGCCCUUCUCCCAAAGGACUCAGGGCGGUGAACAGCCAGUUAAAAUACAGAAAACAAACCCAUACAAUAUUAAGAACUACCCAUAAAAAACUUAUUCAAUUGGCGAAGCUAAAAUACAAUUACACCCUAUAAAAUCACUAAAAUUUAAAACCCCCAAUAAAUCAAUUUAAAAGUUUAAAAAAUUAAGCCAGUCCAGCAAGACGAAACAAAUAGGUUUUAAGUUCGCGGCGAAAGGUCCUAAGGUUGGGCAGUUGUCGGAGUCCAGGGGGAAGCUCGUUCCACAGGGUAGGAGCCCCCACAGAGAAGGCCUCCCCCUGGGGGCCGCCAGUCGACAUUGUUUGGCUGACAGCACCCUAAGGAGUCCCUCUCUGUGAGAACGCACCGGUCGCUGGGAGAUUGAAGCCGGCAGAAGACGGUCCCGUAAAUAUCCCAGUCCUAAGCCAUGGAGCGCUUUAAAGGUCGUCACCAAUACCUUGAAGCGCACCCGGAAGACCACAGGUAGCCAGUGCAGUCUGCACAGGAUAGGUGUUAUGUGGGAGCUCCGUGCUGCUCCCUCAAUAACCCGUGCAGCCGCAUUCUGGACUAACUGGAGUCUCCGAGUGCUCUUCAAGGGGAGCCCCAUGUAGAGAGCAUUGCAAUAGUCCAGUUUUUUUACCCUUACCAGGCUCCUUUCCAAUUUUUACCCUCACCAGGCUCCUAGAAAGGCUCUGGAGCCUGGGGAGAGCAAAAAAUGGGCCUACCAGGCCCACCAUGCCAUCACCUGCCAAAAGCAGGGGGAGCGCAGGGCAGGGGGCAUAGAAUUAUGGGUGUGGGCAUGUGUGUGUGUGCAUGACCCCCCCCACUCCCCCCGCUUUUGGCACCCGAUGGCAAAAAGAUAAUCCAUCACUGUCCUACAAUUUGACUAUUUUAAAUAUAUGAUUGUUCUGCGUUCCCCUGCCAUACUUUUAGCAUUAUAACAUCCUAAGUUCAUUUAUUUCUGGCAAGAGAGCACUGAAUCCAUGUAAUGUUUGAUUACUUAUAAAUGUGCAAGCAGAAGAUGCAUCCUAAAACUGCACAAUUGCAGGAUAUACCUACAGGAAAUGAUCUACCGUAUAUACUCGAGUAUAAGCCGAGUUUUUCAGCACGUUUUUUGUGCUGAAAAACGUCCCCUCGGCUUAUACUCGAGUCUACGUCUUCGGGAACCCCGCACAGGAGGGGGUACCGAACGGACUCCCAUGGGAGGGACGGGGAGCGGGCCCGCCGAGGUCUCGCGGGAUUUGUCGCCCCCAGGCCGGCCCCUAUUCCCGUGUCUGGUGGGCGGACGGCACAAACUUGGCGGGCUGUGCAUUGGCGCGGGGAAGCCCUGGUGGUGCAGUGUUCCCGUUCGCCCUGGCCUCCGUCCUCCGAUCUCCUGC
Ahaetulla prasina is the source of this 10539-nucleotide messenger RNA. It is a transcript of the gene PPARD, whose product is annotated as peroxisome proliferator activated receptor delta. The record is from RefSeq and is a predicted model, not a curated record. The transcript has 11 exons. Gene Ontology annotation, molecular function: RNA polymerase II cis-regulatory region sequence-specific DNA binding; nuclear receptor activity; zinc ion binding. The coding region runs from base 828 to 2156 and encodes 442 amino acids. Gene Ontology annotation, cellular component: nucleus. Gene Ontology annotation, biological process: positive regulation of transcription by RNA polymerase II; cell differentiation; negative regulation of inflammatory response. NCBI's taxonomy places the organism in Eukaryota, Metazoa, Chordata, Lepidosauria, Squamata, Colubridae.